ACCGCAGCCCGUGCCCCCCGGCUUCUCGAGGAUCCUUGUUGACAUUCGUUUAACCAACACUGCAGUGCUCAAAUCUUCCAUGUUAUUGAUUGCAACGCCGUAUGACUACCCUCGCCCGUACAACAGACGCUUUCUGCUCUCGUCGACAAUGGUAGCCUCCUGGCACCAGACAAUCACCGGUCGCUAUCAUGCGAGAGCGAGAGCCGCCCCAACGACCCCCGUCCCGUUCUCGACGGUCACCCCUCCCGACUAUGCCGACAAAUAAACAAACCAAACCGAACACUUCCAAACCACUCACACCAGCCCUCAGUUCGAACUUCCGCAAUGCCAGAACUCCUUUGACCCCGCGAGUGGUGGGUUCUGCCCAGUCGUCGCCGUCGUUGUCCACCCGCAGGGAGCCUUUCGUGAGGUCGAUUUCUCCUGGCAAAUCCGAUCAGGUGACAACACCGUUGAAUGGCAAUAUCACGCCUCGAUCGGGAGCAAGGCUAUCACGAAUUGGAACAGAGUCUCCUUCGACGCCAGUACCGGUCAAGAAUACAAACAAUGGGUCACUUGCAAACGAAAGCGCCCGGAAACAGCCAUCGCAACCUGCCACAGUCCAGGCUCAAGGUCUGGGCAUAAAUACCCCGAAGCUGGCAGCUGGAACAAGCACACCUGUUGUGACUGUCCAUAGAAGAAUAUCUGGUGCAAAGAGCAUGGUAGAAAGCGAUAAGGUCGUGUCAGCGAAGUUCUUUCAUGCAAACGAUGCGAAAUCCACCGUCGGAUCACCUGGAUUAAGUGAAAGUCCUCGCAUCUCGCCUGGUCGAGGACACUUUUUCGUGGGAUCACCGCCGCUGAGCACCGAUUCCAAUCAGUCAUCAAAGGCGGCAGCGACUACGAAAACAAAUGAUCUCGACGAUAAAUUCUUCAGGGCUGAUGACAUCGCGCAACAUGCACCGUCUAAGCGUCCGGAUCUUGUUAGAAUAAAGACCGCGGGGGCGGGCAGUGUAACAUCCAUAUCAAAAGGGCAGACUCCUCCGACAGGCACUCGGGCAAUCCAGUCAAGCCCGCCGCUGUCUCCCAAUAAAACCCAACGGUCUGUUGCUCCCCUUCCACCCUCGCCUCGAGGUGUCCCAGGGGCCCGAAGGACUUCUCCUCCAGCACUCCCGCGCCCGGCGUUGGAUCGACCGAAGAGUGCGACAGGCUCGACAACUUCUCCUGCUGCUGCUGCUUCUCCAGGAGGCCACAGGAAGUCUGUCAGCUCAAGUUCGGUGGCAACCGCACCUGUCCGGAGAUUCAGCGGUCAGCUGGCUCAGGGGCCACAUUCUUUAGAUCUUCGGCUUGCAACAAAAGAUGCUGCUCGGCUACCCACAACCCAACUCCUGUCUCCCGCCACAACCAGCCCUAGAUCAGUGAGCUUGGCUUCGACAAACACCAUCCCCACUUCCGUCACAAGCGAAGCAGACCACUCAGAAGCGGCGAAGCCAUCUCCAGCCUCGGUGAACGCACCUGAAAGUGCAGGAGAGCAAGCGGUGCCGCCGGUGCAACCUCAAAACGACGAAGCUGCCAACGCACGUAGGGAACGCAAAGUGCUCGAUUUGGAGAUAUCUAAUUCAUCCCUGCUGGCCAUCAACAAGACUCUGGAACGCGAACUACGCAAGCAAAGCGGCGAGCUGCGGAGAUAUCGGCGUCUCUCUCGCUCCGGACGACUAUCUUUGGCAGCAUCUACCCGAACAGCGUCAGGGCAGUCCAAUUACAGUCUUGACACAGUUACUGAGCACGAUGACGAAGAUCAAUUUCUUUCCGACAUGGAUCACGAAAGUGAUAUGGACGAUCUGGAUGACGAGGAAGACUCACUUUUGUCUAACGACUCCAGUUCCUUUACCAGCUCCACCGCCCGAUCACGGCAACGUGCCAGGGACGAAAAGCGAUUGCUUCUUGAUCUUUCCAAACAUCAACAGCUCCUCAUUGACUCGCAGAAGCUCAGCCAGAGUAUAAAGCGCUGCCUUACUGUGACGGAAGAGCUGAUCCGCGAUGGCAAUAAAGCAUUAGACUAUAGAGUUGGAAUCGGCGACGUGAAACUGGGUGGCAGAGUCUUGCACGAUGACGAGCUCGAUGAACGAGGGUUUGACACUGGGAACCCGGAGCAGGAGGGGGCAAAGGCACUUCUGAGUCCUGCUCUGGCAACGUCGAAACAUGACGAUGUCGUUCACCCUUGGCCUGCUGACCAUGCAAUCACAUCCGCGACCGAAUCCUCCGCCUUGGCUCUGCUGCAAGAGAUUACCGACCGGUUAGAGACAGACACGGCUGCUGCUGCCACGAUGGAAUAGAUGGAUGGGUACAAUGGGUGGUUCUCAACUCCCUCAAAUGGGCAUCUUGCGUGUUUCCGGCAACAUUUCUGGUCGACAUGCGAGACCCGCUUUUUCUCUCACUCACGAAGUUAUGAUAACCCAAGUUUGUUGGCAUUGCGUUGCAUUGGUAUCUCGAGAGCGCGCUGGCCGGAUCGGAUCAGCAUGACACUUUUCUUUUGUUCUUUUUCGCUUUUUAUAUUCUGCUGUGUUGGGUGUCACAGUGCUAUACUACCUAAUGGUAAUCCAGCAAGACAGUUUUGAUAGUCCCUGGAAUUUUUACAGUUGGCUGCGGCGUCGUGGAGAUGGCGUGUUGGGUUGUUUUGUUGUUAAUGUAUAUGCGUUCAGAUCCUGUCCGAAGAUGAUACCCCCCACAACCGCGAAUUUUGCACCAAGAUACUCGAGGUCUGAUGGCUGCGCAAACAUUGGAGGAAUGUUAGUAUUACGGUUACAGCUUGGAGGGGAUCCUUGGUCAAGAGCAGUUCGCCUCUCACAUCGGUAUGAUGGCAUUUUUUCUCCCGCGGUGCCGGGAAAGAAGAGGAACAGCAUAAACCUUCAAGCUGGUUUCAACACAGUACUGUAGGACAGAUAUACUCUGGCAUUGGAGGUUUUUAUAUAAUAAAUCAUCCAAUCCAUCUGUUUUAUUCUCUCCCA
Molecule: messenger RNA, 2981 nt
Organism: Exophiala dermatitidis NIH/UT8656
Lineage: Eukaryota; Fungi; Ascomycota; Eurotiomycetes; Chaetothyriales; Herpotrichiellaceae
Exons: 1
Coding region: 189-2309 (706 amino acids)
Source: RefSeq, a predicted model, not a curated record